Messenger RNA from Leptidea sinapis, 654 nucleotides. RefSeq names its product ATP-dependent DNA helicase pif1-like. The record is from RefSeq and is a predicted model, not a curated record. The coding region runs from base 1 to 654 and encodes 217 amino acids. NCBI's taxonomy places the organism in Eukaryota, Metazoa, Arthropoda, Insecta, Lepidoptera, Pieridae. Gene Ontology annotation, biological process: DNA repair; telomere maintenance. The transcript has a single exon. Gene Ontology annotation, molecular function: DNA helicase activity.
AUGAAUGAGGUGUUUAACAGAUGCUUGAUAUUGAUCGAAGAUGUAGUUUUAGCGCAAGCUGGAAAACAUUUGGAUCAAUUCGGUUUACCUAAACCAAAAAGACCCGCAGUAAACCUGGAAAAUCGAGAAUAUCUACGAGAGAGAAAUUAUAACCCUUGCGCCGUGGGAGAGGUAGUAUCGCAUCGCGAGGAAUUAUUGACAGGCGAUCAGGCAAAUGUUUAUCAACAAAUUCUAGCCAGCAUUGAAAGAGAGAUUGGGGACAUUUUUUUCUUAGAUGCUCCUGGUGGCACUGGAAAAACUUUUUUUAUAAAUGUAAUAUUGGCAAAAGUUAGAAAUAACCGGGGUAUCGCUUUGGCUGUUACGUCAUCAGGAAUCGCUGCCACACUACUGAUGAGAGGCAAAACUACUCACACGGCUUUCAGGCUGCCUCUUGAAUUACUUUCUUUAUUUACAGACUUAUUAAAUCUUAAUCAUACUGAAACUCCAUUGUGCAAUAUCCCAAAACAAAGCAACGCAGCACAAGUGUUGCACGAUUGCAAAAUUAUAGUUUGGGACGAAAGCACUGUGUUGCACAAGGGAGCCUUUGAAGCGUUAAAUAGAACCCUAAAAGACAUCCGAGAGAACAACUUCACGAUGGAUCGGGUCACAGUUUAA